CAAAGAAUCGGAAAAUGGAAAAUGUUUUCUUGAUCAUUUUUUCUAUAUUUCUCAUUCUCCAGUAUGUUCGGGGAUUCGACUUUGAAGAAAGGGAAUUGCAGAACGAGGAAAGCUUCCUUCAGCUCUAUGAGAGAUGGAUGAGAUACUACUCAGUUGAAAGGCUCCCUGAUGAGAGGGAACAGACGUUCAACAAUUUCAAAGACACUGUGAUGUUUGUCCACGAGAACAAGAACAUACCCUACAACCUUAAACUCAACAAGUUCGCCGACUUGACAUUCAAAGAGUUUUCAAACAUCUACGCAGAUUGUAACUCCGGCUAUGAUACUAAAGGGUCUCCAAAUGCAUCCGGACGGUUUAUGUAUGAGAACGCGACUCAACUCCCGGACUCGAUUGAUUGGAGAGAGAAAGGCGCCGUUACUCCAGUCAAGGAUCAAAAGGGUUGUUGUAAGUCUUUUUGGAAAGCUUUAGUUUUAUACGUAAAAAAAAAAAAAGGAAAGCUUUAG
Molecule: messenger RNA, 503 nt
Organism: Camelina sativa (false flax)
Lineage: Eukaryota; Viridiplantae; Streptophyta; Magnoliopsida; Brassicales; Brassicaceae
Source: RefSeq, a predicted model, not a curated record